Messenger RNA from Manacus vitellinus (golden-collared manakin), 884 nucleotides. RefSeq names its product secreted frizzled related protein 1 (gene SFRP1). The transcript is spliced from 3 exons. Gene Ontology annotation, molecular function: Wnt-protein binding. The annotation marks the transcript as partial. NCBI's taxonomy places the organism in Eukaryota, Metazoa, Chordata, Aves, Passeriformes, Pipridae. The record is from RefSeq and is a predicted model, not a curated record. Gene Ontology annotation, biological process: negative regulation of canonical Wnt signaling pathway; non-canonical Wnt signaling pathway; canonical Wnt signaling pathway.
GCCGACCUGCGGCUCUGCCACAGCGUGGGCUACGACAAGAUGGUGCUGCCCAACCUGCUGGACCACGAGACCAUGGCCGAGGUGAAGCACCAGGCGAGCAGCUGGGUGCCGCUGCUCAACAAGAACUGCCAUAUGGGUACCCAGGUCUUCCUCUGCUCCCUCUUUGCCCCCGUCUGCCUGGACCGGCCGGUCUACCCCUGCCGCUGGCUCUGCGAGGCCGUCCGUGACUCCUGUGAGCCCGUCAUGCAGUUCUUUGGCUUCUUCUGGCCAGAGAUGCUCAAGUGUGACCAGUUUCCCCAGGAUGACGUCUGCAUUGCCAUGACAACUCCCAAUGCCACCGAGGUCUCCAGGCCCAAAGGCACAGGGGUGUGUGCUUUGUGCCAGUGAAGGCUGCUCAGGAGUUGUGUUGUUUUUCCCCUCUCUCUGGCUUGUUUUGCAGCUCUUAAGAUGACCAUAAAGGAAGUGAAGAAGGAGAACGGGGACAAGAUGAUCAUCCCACGGAAGAGGAAGGCACUGAAGCUGGGGCCCAUCCGGAAGAAGAACCUGAAGAAGCUGGUGCUGUUCCUGAAAAACGGGGCAGACUGUCCCUGCCAUCAGCUCGACAACCUCGGCCACUACUUCCUCAUCAUGGGCCGUCAGGUGAAGACCCAGUACCUGCUGACAGCCAUCUACAAGUGGGACAAGAAGAACAAGGAGUUCAAGAAGUUCAUGAAGAAGAUGAAGUCUCCCGACUGCCCCACGUUUCCGUCCGUGUUCAAGUGAUGUGGGAGAGCUGCUGCCCGGGCUGGGCUCGCCCCUCUGCAGCAGGGGUGCUGGGGCCAAGCCCUCCUGCUGCUCCAUCCUGCUCCUCAGAGCUCCCUCAGUGACCCCAGCCCUCCCACAUC